This is a messenger RNA of Pipra filicauda (Wire-tailed manakin), 1502 nucleotides long. It is a transcript of the gene BATF3, whose product is annotated as basic leucine zipper ATF-like transcription factor 3. Lineage: Eukaryota; Metazoa; Chordata; Aves; Passeriformes; Pipridae. The record is from RefSeq and is a predicted model, not a curated record. Gene Ontology annotation, molecular function: DNA-binding transcription factor activity, RNA polymerase II-specific; RNA polymerase II cis-regulatory region sequence-specific DNA binding. Gene Ontology annotation, biological process: regulation of transcription by RNA polymerase II. Bases 1 to 369 code for a protein of 122 amino acids. Gene Ontology annotation, cellular component: nucleus. The transcript is spliced from 3 exons.
AUGUCGUGCGCCGUCCCGGCGGCUGCGGCGGGGGCCAGCGCGCUGCCCCGGGGCGCGACGGCCGAGGGCAGCCAGCAGAGUCAUGAAGAAGAUGACAGGAAGGUAAGGAGAAGAGAAAAAAAUCGAGUUGCUGCACAGAGGAGCCGGAAGAAGCAAACUCAGAAAGCAGAUAAACUUCACGAGGAAUAUGAGUCUCUUGAGCAAGAAAAUACCUCCUUAAAAAGAGAAAUUGGAAAGCUAACAGAUGAAAUGAAACACUUGAGUGAAGUGUUGAAGGAUCAUGAAAAGAUCUGUCCACUAUUGCACUGCACCAUGAACUUUGUGACCAUACCACGGCCUGAUGCACUUGCCAGCUGCCUGCCAAGAUGAGUGCUCUCCUCAAUCACCUUUAAAUGUGAUGUGUGGAAGUGCCAUUUACAGGACUGUUCAAGAACUGCCUACUCAUGGUGCAAGUCUUCCAUCUAAGAGGUCUGGACUUGACCACGCAGCUCUUCUCCAUGUUGAAGUGUUAUAGUCCUCUGAAUCUCAGGAUAACACCAGUAGGAAAAAAGAUAAUUGGAAGAGCAACUUCUUAUUUGGUAGAAUCUCAAGCCAUGGUUUUGCAUUCAGAAAUGUCAAAGUGCCGUGCAGCCCACUAUCGAGCGAUGGAAUGUAUACAGGGAAAAGUGCCGACCUCGGACCGGGAUGCCUUUCUCCUGCACAUCUGCUGCCAGUGACCCUUUGUAACUUGUCAUCCAUGUAUACCAUAUUCUGGCUGCUGUUUUUUAUCUCGCUAAACACGUUUGGUUAAUAAAAGCCAUGUCCCAUCUUUAUUAUGUUCUCCAACUUCUUCAAUAAUCAAUGUCUUUACAACAUCUCUACUGUUUCUUUGCUGGUCAAAUCCAAAGUCUAAUGCUAAUCUUCUCAUCAGUUGUUCUAUCAUUUGCUUGUCACCUUUUCAUUUGUUCCUCUUUUGAAGUGUGUGUAACAAAAGAGUUUUCUUAUCUUUAUUUCUUUGUUAACCCAAAUCAGCUCUGCUGACAUUAGUUCUUGGAGUGUUUUAUAUCCCAAAAUAUGGCUUGACCAGUUUCUAAUGAUGAUUGUCUGCUCUGUGUGGAGGAAAAGCAAACAGAGUUAGCUGGUUUUCACAUUGUUUUAAAAAUCAGAUUUUAAAAUUUACACUUUUUAGGCACCCACUGGAAAUGAACAAAUAUCUUUAUCCUUCCUUCAUCUUGCUUAUUGCUACUAAAAACUAUGACCAUGGAUAGAACAAAUUGAGUUCAGUAAGCAUUUUGUUCUGUGUCCACACUGAAGGUGGUUGAUAACUGCUUGCAAGAAAAACUUUGUUUUCUUUAAAUUUUUCUUUUUAGUUACAAAAAAGAAGUAUGACAAUGUUAAUGGGAAAUGUACUGAAAAAUGUGAUUCCUUUCUCUGAAGGUUCUUAUUAGUGUCAAGCUCUAGAAAUGUGAGUGCUGUAGCCUGGAAUCCAGCAAAGAGGGUUUUUCUCACAGUAUUUUCCAGUC